UGCAGUGAGGGGUUUUCAGCUCAUGUGACACAGAUCCUGUAAGCAGCUGUAAUCUUCUCCUCCUCCUACAGGUCGUCUCUAAAGGGAUUACUGCAGACCUGAGGUCAGAGCGCCACAUUCUGCAGAAACAAACACAAGCAAAGCAACAACAAGCAGAAGAAGAACAGCUGAGGAUUGAUGUGUGGAGGCGCUGAAGACAGCAGAACAAGUCCACCGUCUGGAUGGACCUUCAUCUUACUGGCUCCUCUACCUCUGCUGCUGUGCUUGACCAGCUAACCUAAUCCCUGCAGUGGACUUCAACCACACAUUGGUGGUUUUACUGCUGAGUAAUCCAACAUUCAAUCCCAAUAGUUGGUGCUGCUGAGGCAGAUGGAUCCAGACAGAGAGGAAGAUGUGUUUUCAGACGCUGAAGACUCCUUCCCUCUGAAAGAAGACCAGGAAGAAGAAGACGAAGAGGAAGAAGAGGACGAAGAAGAAGAUGCCAGGAUCUUCAACGCCUGGAUGCAGCAGUACAGAGGAGGGGAACCUCAGAAGAAACAGGUGCAGGAAGAGAAGGAGGAGGAUGACGAGGAUGUGGAGUCAGAGGGAGGAAGACCUGAAAGCAGAUGCAGCUUUGAGUCGCCGGUCCAGAUGAGGGUUGACCGCCGCUCGUCUUUGCCCUGUCCGGCCACCCUCUCGUCCAUGCAGUUGUCUCGCCUUCACUCCUCCACACGUGCUCCAGUGACAGCCAGGGUUUUGCUGCGCCGCUCCUCCUCCCGCCGCCUCCUUCCCUCGCCACAGGAAGCUGCCGUCCCCCAGCUGGAGCGAAGACCCUCGCUCAUACCCAGCAUCCCCGAAGCCGUGCCUCCUGAGAGGCGGGCCCAGUUCAGACGGAGGAACGUCAUGUCGAUGAGUGAUGCGUACAGCAUGUGUCUGAUCUGCCAUAAUGACUUAAGCCAAGGAUCAGGAGGGACCAGAGAGCUGCAGUGUACACCACCCUCCACAAAGAGUGCAUAG
This is a messenger RNA of Poeciliopsis prolifica (blackstripe livebearer), 996 nucleotides long. RefSeq names its product histone H3.v1-like. The transcript has 4 exons. Lineage: Eukaryota; Metazoa; Chordata; Actinopteri; Cyprinodontiformes; Poeciliidae. The coding region runs from base 370 to 996 and encodes 208 amino acids. The record is from RefSeq and is a predicted model, not a curated record.